This is a messenger RNA of Gadus macrocephalus (Pacific cod), 1442 nucleotides long. Its product is annotated as Mediator of RNA polymerase II transcription subunit 30-like. Gene Ontology annotation, biological process: positive regulation of DNA-templated transcription. Gene Ontology annotation, cellular component: mediator complex. NCBI's taxonomy places the organism in Eukaryota, Metazoa, Chordata, Actinopteri, Gadiformes, Gadidae. The transcript has 5 exons. The record is from RefSeq and is a predicted model, not a curated record. Gene Ontology annotation, molecular function: transcription coregulator activity. Bases 306 to 875 code for a protein of 189 amino acids.
UAGUGUUGCAACAUUUAUUCUCAGGCAGGAAAUGACGUCCUAAAAAAUGGCCAAUGCUUUUCCUUCUUGGAGGGGAAAUGUUGUGGAAUAUCGUCAGCUUGGCGAUUCACUAAUUCACUCGUUCCUAGUAGCAUAUGCAUUUUGAAACUAAUCCGGAUUACACAUCGGAGCGAUACGCCGGUUCAAGAAAGCUGAAUCCUAAUCGUUAGAACUGGAACCCGCCCACACACCGCCGGUUGGGCUUCAUGUAAAUCGGUCCGACGUCGUUUAAAUCGGUCCGACGUCAUUUAAAUUGGCCUGCCGUGAUGUCGGCCUCGUUGCCCCCUAAGGGCAUGGCGGGAAUGCCCCAGCCUCAGCAGCAGCAGUCCCACCUGCCCCCCGGCGGGGGGGUUCCGGGGCAGCCCCCGCUGCCCCCCCAGGGCGCGCUGAGGGAGAUCUCUCCCGUGUUCCUCUGUCGCAUCGGACAGGAGACCGUCCAGGACAUCGUCACGCGCACCAUGGAGAUAUUCCAGAUCACCCGUGCCACACAGCUGCCGAACGGGGUGACCCAGAGCCAGGCCAUGUACCAGGACCGCUUUGGGAAGCUGCAGGAGCACCUCAGACAGCUGGCGCUGCUCUUCCGCAAGCUCCGCCUCCUCUACGAGCGCUGCAUGGAGAUGACCUUUGACCUUCACGAAGGGCCAGCAGAGCUGGUGCCGUACGGUACGGAGGAGACCUGGUCGGUGCCCGUGGAGCCCUGCAGCCCGGCCGUCCUGCAGGAGAGGCAGGAGGUCCUGGAGAAGGUGCGCCAGAAGAACCAGGAGAUGAAGACGCUGAUGGACCAGAUGAGGAACCUGCUCUGGGACGUCAACGCCAUGCUCAGCCUCAGGAAAUGACCCGCACCCAGCCGCCGCCGCCGCCGCCGCCACAUCCUGUUCGGACACACGGGGGCGCCACAUUCGCGGACGCGCGAAUGUGGACGCGCUAAGGAUUGUUUUUGGGACCAACGGAGUCAUUCGUCUCCCCUCUCUACAUCACUUCCUGUCUCGUCCGAUUGGCUCCUCCCGGACACACCGGCAGCAAGACUCUCACUCGCGCGUUGUGGUUCAAUUCCUCACACAAGGAACUAAUGUCCUUGUGACCUUUGGUGUCGUUUGUUUGACAACAAACAUGUCCCCCACUAUCCUUCAGCCUCCUUGAGCCCUCAUUGGUUCAACAGUACAGGGUAGGGGGCGGGGUGUCUCCCGCCCUACGGCAGCUAUGCUUAUCUGCAGUCUAAGCUCCGCCCCCUUGACUUGCAUGACUGGUGUUCAAUGAGAUGAAGGCUUCCUGUCCAGUGGCCCGUGAACCACACCUGCUUUCCUCCAGGGAUUUGCCUGCCACUGUAUUAUUUUUGUAAGCUGGUUGUAAACGACUUGGUUCCUCUUUUGUAUGAAAACAUUAUAAUAAAACGAAGAACAAUA